CGUGACAGACGUGUGCACGAAAAUUCAUAUUUUUAUACAUGGUCUCGGAUAUUUUAUAAAAACAUUGUGGUGUUUUUUCGAAUUUUUCGAUGGAUUUUAUUGUUGUAUUUUUUUAUCAAGUUGUUAUAGUGUUGUGUGUUGAACGCUGAACUUUUCGACAUGGUAUAAUUUUGUAAAAAUAUAUUUUACUACGAUAUCCAGUGUUAGAGGCUGCUACAGGCCUUACCGCAUGCCGUAACGGCUGGAUAGGAACGACUCCCCUCCAGUGUGGAGCAUAACGGGUCGCUCCCCCUAUGUAUGGGGUUGGAAUUAACUCCGGAGGGAACGAUACGACCCGGUUUUUCUCGCCGGUGACACUUAGUCAACAAUGGCCAACCUUAGGCCGGCUGAUCUUCAUGGUGUUUUGUGCCUGUAUCGGGACGACUAUCAAUGGAUUCUUCGUGGCGGCUUUCUUCGUCGAACAUACUCUGAAAAGAGUCGGCAACGUUUUUCUGGCAUGUGUUGGCCUAUCGGAUUUGCUUCUCACCACGGGCGUGAUGCCCAUUUCGGCGGUGGUGCUCCUCUCUGCUGGCGAAUGGGACAUCUUGCCGGUCUGCCACAGUCUGCAAUUUCUAACUGAAACAGCCACCUAUUGCUAUAGCCUCUUUUUUGUUUUGGUAGCGAUUGAAGGAUACUACCGAAUAUGCUGCUCAAUUCCGGAGUACGAAACCUUCAUGUCCAUGCGGGUAACUUUGAUCACGAUCACGGUGUUGGCGGUAAGCGUUACCAUGUCUGGGAUCGGCGUCCUCCUCGGCUUAGACUACGAUUACUGCGAGCGGCGCCACUAUGGUAACUUCUACUACCGUAUUGCUACAACUGUCAUCUUUCACGGAAUUCCUGGCAUCAUCACGUUCAUUGGAUUGACUAUUUCCUGCGUUCGAGUCCGGAGGCGUGCACGCGAGCAUAUGUACUACAAGAGGUCUCAGCAGUACGAGCGCGACUUUUCGACCACCAGCUUGAAUAUGACCGCUUUUGUCUUCUACGUUUUGGCCUGGCUGCCCUACUUGAUUCUGGUGAACAAGUCUCCUGGUACCAUCGAUUCUCGGUACUACCACUGCGCUUGGCUCGGAGUCUGCCGCUCUAUCAUCACUAGCUUCCUCUACAGCUGCAUGAACAGAAACUUCCGGCGUGCUUUUGCUCAUCUCUUCUAUUACUGCUGCUGCAAGAGUUCUCUGUCUGGCUCGUUCAGCAACCGUCACAGGAGGGCGUUGGAGUACAAAUCUGCUACUGGCGAUGUGAGGGUUCAUAUCAUGCACCAGGCCAUGAACUCUAGCAGCCCGCAGCGUGGCGCGUCUUCUUCCCGCGACACUCAGGAGUUAUGAUCUAAUAAAGAACAAGUCUGCAGGUGGGUGUAUUAAACCACUAGAUCUCUUGGCGAUAUACUGUGAACGCUAGAAAUGUGGCUAGGCUAUCGCAUGCGAUUGAUAUUUUUUGAGACUUGUAUUUGAAAUUGGAAAAACAUUUCUAACGUUCACAUUAUUGUAACUACCGACUUGGCUUUAUUAAGGACAACUGACCAUUACAUAGCGAUAUAGGAACGAAACGGAUAUUGAACAAUUGAACCCUGAUGACUUACGGUAUGGAUAUUUGCGAUAACGAGUUUUCUGUAGGAAAAGUGUUUUCUGUAAGCAGCUUUUAAUUACUUUGCUGACUUGAUUAUUCUUAAUGUGUUAUUAAAGAGUAAUAAUAUACUUGAAAAAAGCUUCAUAAGUGUUGCAAUAUCGGUGUUGUAGUUAUACCUAUUAAAAUAUUCAGUUUUUGACCCUUGUACUUUAAAUGCAGCAUAAGUUACACCUACGAAAAAAAUGCGCUAAUAUAAUAUGUAUUAUAGGUAAUGAAGUUAAUGUGUAUACCUAUUUACUGUAUUUUUAUCCAGCUAUUCGUAAAAAUAUGAUAAAAAAUUGAAAAAAAAAAACUUUGGGAAACGUUUGAAAAGAUGGUCAACUUUUAAGAAAAAAAAAUUCAUUCAUAUAGUUAAGUGUUUGUGACAAACCAAAAAAAGAAACUUAAAAGUAAAAGAGUCUGUGAUGAAAUGUUUUAAAAUACACGUUGUUAAGAAUGGUACGGUAGAAAAUAUUUAACAUUUUUGGCAUUGAAAAAUCUUACAUCGUAGGGCUACCUUAAAAUUGGUAAGUUAUCAAAAAUUUAAUAGUAAAUACAACUUAAAACCUUAAUAGUUUUUCCGGUUAUUAAAAUAGAAAAUUAUUGACAUUUAAUGUUAAAACAGUAGUUUUAAAAAUAAUCAUGAAUCACAUUUUGUGGUCAUGAUAGUGACAAUAUGCAUAGUGAAAGAUGAAAGUUCUUCGACGUGAUAUUAAAUGCUUUUAUUUUCUAUUUGGAUAUUUAUAAUAUAUUUUUAUAUAAAGAUAAACUUUAUAAAAUAAACUAUUAUAAUUUUAUUUUCGUUAACAUUCCUCAUGAUUAUUUAGGUAUUAUCUCGUGUCUAUUAAUACAACAACAAUUUCAUACUCAAAGUAUCGCACAAAUAUAAUUUAUUUACUUCUAAGAAAUUAUUUUUACAAAGUGUAAUAUUCAUUACAGUCUUUUCUACUUGCUGACUACUAUAGUCGCUAUUUGUGAGAAACGAAUGUGGUUAGGAUUUUACAAUUUUGAUCAACUUACACAGAUUACUCCUUUUUAGCUAAUAGUUUUAAAUGUAAUACUUAAGUAUUAGUUUUAAGUAAACAAUGUUAUUGUAGCCAAAUUUUACCUUUUGAAUCUUGACUGUCGAAUAGAAAAACAUGUCAGGCUUUUACUGUAUUGAGAAUUGUUUUACUUCUAUGGGAUUUUUUAGUCAACUGAGAUGUUCUAUGUUUUAAAUUCAAAAUGGUGUUCAAGCUUUUUUAACUGUUCAUGCGUACUUGGAAAUAAGAUAUAAAAAUACCGUAGUUGUCUAUACAUAUAUUAGCAUUUAAGCUUACAAUCGAUGUUUCCUUUUAUUAUAAUAUAAAAAAUAGUUACGUCAUGCUUGGUAGAGUAGCCACAGAGAUUUCGUAGUCUUAUUUCAAAUGCAAGAGUUAAUCAGUAUUAUUAAUCAAUAUAUUUCCGUCCUUUUCAUUCACCUAUUCAGUCUGUUUUCGAAGAAUCCUGUUAGUCAGAUUAUGUAGGUUUUUUUUCACUUUAUUACAAAAAGUGUUUAUUAGUUUGAUAUUCCAAUUUAAAUAUAAAAGUACCUAUCUUGAACUACCUACCUACUGAUUUUAUUUUAAAAUAAUAUAACUUUUUAGACUAACCAGGAAUUUAAAAUUUUCACUAAGCACUAAAUGUCAGUUUUUAAUAACAAAAUCAAUCUCAAUGUUAAAUAAAAUAUUUUAGCGGUUUUUUUUGUUUGUGUUACAAGUUUCAAAAUAUAUGCUCUACCUGCGCUGUGUAAUGUUGUAACGAAAGUUACAUCACUGUUUUACGCUAUACUGGGGCAAGGUCAUUGUCCUUUACCGUGCCCAUCCCUUGAUUCUGCCACUGGAGGGGUUGUACGGCGCCAUUACAACAUCGUACGCGAACUUCAUUCAUGCUUAGUUUACGAUCGUAAAGAUCAAUUUUGAUUCUCUUGAACCCUCAGAUUAUUUGCUAUGUUAUUGUAUUAUCUAGGCAUAACUUUUGUAUCUUAUCGAAGACUGUUUUUGGAGAGUUGAUAUUGUAUUUGUAUAAAAGUAGUGUCCCCGUAUAUGUAUUUACUGGUAACAAGGUAUUAAUUGCUUAUAAAUUGUAUACCAAAAUCUAGAUUCCUACGAAUUUGUUUUUGUAUGUUCAAUUUAAACAGAUUUGGAACGAUAUUUUAUUGGGAAAACAGUUUAACUAAAAAUAUUUUUACCG
Molecule: messenger RNA, 3852 nt
Organism: Ostrinia furnacalis (Asian corn borer)
Lineage: Eukaryota; Metazoa; Arthropoda; Insecta; Lepidoptera; Crambidae
Gene: Mtnr
Product: melatonin receptor-like
Exons: 5
Coding region: 294-1361 (355 amino acids)
Biological process (GO): G protein-coupled receptor signaling pathway
Cellular component (GO): membrane
Molecular function (GO): G protein-coupled receptor activity
Source: RefSeq, a predicted model, not a curated record